Hemisphaericaspora subhashii is the source of this 402-nucleotide messenger RNA. Its product is annotated as mitochondrial 37S ribosomal protein mS38. The record is from RefSeq and is a predicted model, not a curated record. Gene Ontology annotation, cellular component: mitochondrion. Gene Ontology annotation, biological process: mRNA processing. NCBI's taxonomy places the organism in Eukaryota, Fungi, Ascomycota, Pichiomycetes, Serinales, Debaryomycetaceae. The coding region runs from base 1 to 402 and encodes 133 amino acids. The transcript has a single exon.
AUGUUCAGAUCCUUAUUGAGACUCCCAACACAAAUGGGAGGUAGCAUAACCUCCAAAGCAACCAUCGGCUCAAGAUUGACUGUCUCCCCAAUUUUAACCGCUACAAGAUAUGCCACAAUGGUACGCACACCCAUCUCUUUCCAAUUCAUGAAACCACCAAGCAUGACCACUUCCCCACUGGGAGUGACAGCACCAGUACCUGUCUCACAACCAGUACAAGUAAAAUUCACACCAUCUCCAGCUGUGUUGAAGGAAAUACAAGAAUUUGUGGAUAGUUUGAAUGUGGAACAAAUUUGGGCUGAUUCAGUAUUGAGAAAAAGAAGAUUGAAGAUGAAGAAACAUAAGUUGAGAAAGAGAAGAAGAGCUCAAAGAUCCUUAAUGAAGAGAUUGGGUAAGUUGUAA